Drosophila willistoni is the source of this 8375-nucleotide messenger RNA. It is a transcript of the gene Nup153, whose product is annotated as nuclear pore complex protein Nup153. Gene Ontology annotation, cellular component: nuclear pore. The transcript is spliced from 9 exons. Gene Ontology annotation, biological process: RNA export from nucleus; protein import into nucleus. Bases 454 to 6507 code for a protein of 2017 amino acids. Lineage: Eukaryota; Metazoa; Arthropoda; Insecta; Diptera; Drosophilidae. Gene Ontology annotation, molecular function: structural constituent of nuclear pore. The record is from RefSeq and is a predicted model, not a curated record.
UAGGAGUGUGAGUUCAAUUAGAUUUCUUUGGCGUUGGUGUUAUUCCUCGUCCUCCAUCAGAUACGGGGAGGCCAAAAAAAUCUACGGUCAGCAUUUGAGAGCUUACUAAAUCAACAAAACUGAGCUAAAAACAAAAAAAAAUAGAUUUCUUGCAACAAAUGCCAAGUACAAGUUAUUUGUGCUUGAUGUAACACAUUAUUAAUCGUGUGGCGCCAAAAAGCGGAAACGUGCCAGAAACAAAAUAAAAAAAGGAAGCAUAAGAAUUCCCCACUGAAGACGCUGCCGUGUGUGGAGGAAUUUUUCGCUCACAUACGCAAACGCAAAAAACAAAAUUUAUCGGAAAAUAUUUGCAACAGUUUUCCAGCGGCAAAACGUUGAGCCUUUGUGUGUGUGGGGGUUUUUUUUUUUGUUUCGUUUUGAUUUGUUUUGCCGGCUGAUGAAUAUCUUUGAAUAAUGUCCACAUUUGAGGAUGGCCAACAACAAGAAAACACAACUGCAACAACACAAACCACAAAUAAUAUGCACAACAACAACAACAAUAACAACAAUAGACGUCAACUCACGCCCCUGAAGGAAGAGGCAGGGGAUACUGGCGAAGGAGGAGGAGAGGAUCAGCAACCACAACAGCAGCAGCAGCAACGGGAAGAUGCAACCAGCGGUGGCAGUUCUAUAAUGGGAAAAAUGAAGAAACUAUCGAGCAUAUUACCCGAUUCUCUGAGCAAGUGGUGGUCACCCGGUAGAGUCAACUUAUCAUCAACGACAUCAUCGGGCGAUGAACAUCAAUAUAAUGGAGGCCAGACCCAGACUACAGCAACGAAACGGAAACGUGGACGCCGUCGCAUACAAUUGGAAGCCGAAGAAGAUGAUUCACCCGUUGGUGGUGGUUUCGAUGUCGAUGAUGGAGCCAAUGCUCAGGGCUUGGAUUACGAAGAAGUUGCUUUAGCUGAUAACAUUGCCGAACAUGAUCUGGCCGCCGAGGAUGAGCAGACGCGUCGCAAUGAAUAUAAUAACAUUUAUCUCUAUCGGAAACAGAAAUCGGCAUCGAGCACAGCCGCCAGAAGAAAUGCUCACGUUAAUGAUGGGAAUGUAGAUGACGAUGAUGAUGAUGACGAUGACGAUGAGGACGAUGACGAUGAUGACGGGGACGAUGACGACGUGCCUCCGCAGGGUCGUGGUGCUGAUGAGGGUUUUGACAAUGAAGCAGGAGCAAAACAAUCAAGACACCUAACCAAACGUAGACGAUUGGCGGAGUCGGAAAAGGUGGUGACAUUACGCGGUCAGCGAAACAUGUCAGCAUUAGCCUCCUCCACGCCCGAUCAUCAUCAGCAGCAGCAGCAUCCGGGUGGUAUUGGUAAUAGUGCAAAUCGUUAUGCACACCAUCGUCUGACCCAUUUGAAUCUCUAUGGGGGAAGUCAAAGGCAACGUGAACCGGCAUAUAAUUUCUUUACUGGCACUGGCACUGGAACUGAGGCAGCAGUGGCUACCAGCGGAGAUUUGCCCUUCAGUACCCGUCGCUCAUUGAAUAUCAAUUAUACAAUGGAACGCGGUCAGCAGCAGCAUCCGCUGCCGUUGCCCACCUAUAAGAGGCAAUCGCUAUUGUCGACUACUACACAGCAGGACAGGGGUGCCACACCUUGGCGCACAUCAACAACGAUUGAUGAGACACCUUCUGCAGCAGGAGGAGGUGCAACCACUGAUCGGGAUAAUAAUAAUUCUGAAUUCUGCUCCAAGGCAAACAAUAAUAAUAACAACAACAACAGCAUUCUCGGAAUAAAGAGAUCCGUAGUAGUGGAGAAUCAUAGAGAAAUUGGAAGUGAAAGCGGUGAUAGAGAAACAGGAACUGGCGGCCGCCCAUCACCAUCAUUGCAUCAGCAACAACAUUUUGGAAGCAAUAGCAAUUUAGACUUUUAUGGCAAUUUACAGAGUGCCAAAUCAAUUUUUAAUCGCUCCACCACAGGCGGUGGCAAUGGUCGUGGCGUCGUCGGUGGUAGUGGAGGUGGUCAUCAUCAUCAUAAUUCCACGUUAUCCCUUAAUUCAUUGAGCCGUCGUCGCAGAUUCAAUGCAUCUAUAUAUGGUUCGACAUCGGCUCUAAGCGAUAGCCGUUUAUUGAGUAGCAGCGCCUCAGCCAAUCUGACAAGUGGCGGCCUAAUCUCUAGUAGUUCACCAUUCUAUCAGGGACGCACCACAUUUGGUGGCAAUUCGGCAAACAAUCGGAUCUUUAGUCAAGGCAAUUUAAGUUCAGCCUCAUCAUCACUGUUAGCCAUUAACUCUGGUGGAAGUUCACCAGCGCAUCCAACAUCGGCGGCGGCUAUUGGUGGUGGUGGUAUCAAGAAGAUUGGAAUUACUCACAAGUUGCCAACAACUGACUCGAACCAACAGAACCCAAGCUCCGCCUCGUCUGAAGCUGGGCUAUCGAAUACGGCCAGAAGAAUCCUCCAACUGCUCGAGAGCUAUUCAACGCCCCUAAUUGAUGCCAAGCGCAUGGGCAGCACUAUCAAGGAGCAUCAGGCAUCACGUCAAAUUCGUGGACAACAAUUCACUCCUUAUGCCCGACCGGCGCCGGGUAUUAGUAGUAGUACUAGUACCAAUAUCAGUAAUUCUACAACAACACCAGCAGCAGCAGCAUUUCAGGAAAUGCUUGAUACAGUGGAGCGUCGUCGUCUGCACCGUGUGACCCAAAGUUCCCGUAAAUUAGUGCAAAGUCCGACAAAGCAGCAACAGCAAUUGAAAAAGCUCUUACCUAGUCGGCAGCUGCAGGAUGCCGCCGCCGCCCUACCUCCUGUUGUUCCUGCUGUUAUAGCUACUUCUAUUCCUAAUACUGCAUCUUCUGCUACUACUAUAGCUUCAACUGCUGCAGCUGCAGUCGCAGUUCUCACCCAUCCUAUAGAAAAACAACAACAACAGCAGCAACAACAACAAACACAACCUUAUAAUCAUACAAACAAAAUGCGCUCUCGCCUUUCGCACCAGGUUCGAAAAGAUUUGCAUUCAAAUGAUGAAGUGGCUCCAGCUCCCUUGGAUUUGCCUCAAUUAAGUUUCCCACAAAUGGCAAAUGCACCCAAAUUUGAUUUGAUUAUAAAGCCCACGCCAUCUUCAGUGGCGUCAGUGGCAUCAGUUGCUUCUACACCAUUGUCAAGCAACUGGUCGUCUAGUGUCGCCGCUAGCAAACCACCACGUCGCAUCUUCACUUUUGUCCCGCCCGAGCCAUUGCCACCGGCGGCGGCGUUAAUGGAGGGAGCCGCCGUUCCCAAUGCCAAAUUGCGUUUUAGACGUUUUACAUUUGUGCCACCAAUUGGAUUGGAGGAGGAUUAUGCCGCCACGAACAUCAGCAGCCAACAACAGCAGGAGGCAAAAAAGCCACCAGCUGUUAAUGGUGCUAGUAGUACAGAAGGAUUUGGUAUGCAAUUCAAGAAAUCCUCUAAAGAGUGGGAGUGCGAUGCUUGUAUGAUAAGAAAUCCAGAGAAUCGUACACGAUGUGCUGCUUGUGAGACACCCAAACCGGGUACAGGUGCAGCACCAGCAUCAGCUUCUGCUGUUCCAGCACCAACGGCAUCAGCAUCGGCAUGGCCUGUUGUUGCCGCCAGCGAAGGUUUUGGUCAACGUUUCAAAAAAUCAUCUACAGCCUGGGAAUGCGAUGCCUGCAUGUUGACUAAUAAAGAGGAUGCCAUUAAAUGCAUAGCCUGCGAGACGCCACGUAAAAGUGUAAACAAAUCUCCGACGACAUCGAAUCCAGCACUGCAGGCGCCGUCGAUGCCAGUUUCAGAAAGUUUUGGUAACGCUUUCAAGCCCAAGACCAAUACUUGGGAGUGUCCCACAUGCAUGAUUAUGAAUCAAUCAACAGCUAGCGAGUGCGUUGCCUGCCAAACACUUAAUCCCAAGAGCACUUUUGCCAGCGCCAAGGUACCCGCUGUGGCGACAUCUUCCAGCAUAAGUUCUUCAUUUAAAUUCGGUUUUGGCGCUGGCCCCAUCGCCGCCGCUCCCAAGCAGGAUACAAAAUUCCAGCAAUUGGUUGCUGAUCAGAAAUCCAGCAAAUGGAAUUGUGAUGCCUGCAUGGCACAGAAUGAUAUAAGUCGUGCAAAAUGCAUUUGUUGUGACAAUUUGAAGCCUGGAGGAUCAACUGAAACAUCCGCAUCUGCAGGAACAACAUCAUCAUCGGCAGCAGCAAGUGUUGUCCCUAAAUUUAGUUUUGGCUUCGGCUCAAUUAAAGAAAAGACGAUGACGACGACGGCCAGUCCAGUUUUACCCACCACCAACAUACCAGUCUCCAGCACUCCCCCAUCGGCGGUAUUUAGCUUUGGAACUUUGGAUAAUAAAAAGCAGCAGCAGAUGACGACGACGACGACUACGAUGAUACCGACAACGACAACAACAACUCUUGGUUUUGGAGUUUCACCCGUCAAACAAUUCCAAUUUGGCAUACAAAAAACGGAAGUAGCCGCAGCAGCAGCGCCACCACCAGUAGAACAAAAGAAAGUGGAUCAACCCGCCGCGGCGGCGGUAGAAAAAGUGGUUAGCUUUAGCAUUAACCCUCCAGCAACAGACACUACAGACACAACCACAAAAGGAGCAGGAUUUGUGUUCAAAUCACCAAUUAGUGGCAGCACAACGUCGAGCUCGACGUCAAUCACGUCUGGAUUUGGCUUUGGCAGCAACACAUCAAUUUCAUCUUUUGUGUCUGCCUCAUCCACCUCCUCCUCGUCGUCAUCAUCAUCAUCAUCAACUGUUUCAAGUUCCACAUCUAGCACAAGUAAACCUAUGUUUCAAUUUGCACCCUCUGCCGCAGGAGCAUCAUCAACUGGUGCGAUCAGUAGCAAUGUUAGUAGCAGUACACAGUCACAGGCCGGAGGAUUUAGCCUUUUUGGCGGUGUGACAACAGCAGCAACAACAACAUCGGUAGCGGCCACUGUCACGCCAACAUCAACUCCAGCGGCGGGUGGUGGUCUUUUCAGUUUUGGCAAUCAGGCUAAAUUGACGGCCACAUCAUCGACAUCAUCGGCUGCAUCAUCCCCGACACCCAAGACGAAAGCCUUCUUUUUUGGCCAACAGCAGCAACCAGCUAACCAACCAACUGUAGAUGCCCCACCAGCAGCAGCACCAUUGAAUACAAAUUCUAUAUUUGGGGCCACUGCUAGCAGCACACCACUGAGUGGUUUCAGUGGUUUUGGUAGUGGUGAUAACAAGGCGAAAACAACAGAUAGCAACAACACCACUGGCUCCAUUAGCACCACCCAAUCAAGUGUUAAAAGCAAUACAUCUGGCUUUACAUUUGGUAGCAGCGGUGGUGGUGGUGGUGGUGCUUUUGCCUGGCCCAUCAGUAAUGGUAGCACCAAUACCAAUACGGCGACUUCAUCCUCAUCCUUUUCAACGACUACAACGCCAGCGAUGGCUGCGGCAAUUGUGUCCUCAUCCACCACCAGCAGCAGCACCAGCAACAACAACAGCUCACCUCAUGUGUUUGGUAGUAAUGUUUUUGGCAGUACAACAAUGGCGAGUCCAGCUGGAAAUCUUUUUGGUUUGGCUGGAGCAGGAGCGGCAACAUCAUCAACGCCAGGUUUAUCCAUUUUAGGUGGCAAUAGCACCGCCAACAACAGCACUAUCUCAUCAGUUUUUGGUGCUGGAAAUAAUCCAUUUGGAUCAAGCCAAUCGACGACAACGACGCCCGCUACUACAGUUGCUCCAGCGGUAGCUGCAACGGCCGCCACCGCAAACAUUUUUGGAAGUGCAACACCUGCAGCAGCAGUAGCACCACAACCACCAGCGGCGUCAUCAACACCAGCAUUUGGUGCAGGAAGUGGAGGAGGAGGAGGAUUUGCAGCAGCAGUAGCUACCACAACCGCCAAGCCAGCAUUUAAUUUUGGAAGCGCUGCAUCAACAGUGGGAACAACGCUCACACCGGGAGCCUUCAAUUUUGGAGCAUCUGCCAAUGUCGCACCAUCGGCUGCAGGUGGAGGAGGUGCUGCUGUCAGCACGAUAAAGCCGGCCUUUAAUUUUACCGGAUCGGCCACAGUGGCUGCACCACAAACGGGCACUUUCAAUUUUACGGGCAACUCCACGGCAGGACCAUUGCCUGGAGCAGCUCCACCAGCCACUGGAAAUGCAGUCCAUCAAACUGAUUUAUUUGGGGCACAUCAGCAGCAGCAGCAGCAACCGCAAUUGCAGAGAGUCUUUCAGUUUGGUAGUGUUGCUUCUUCACCUUUUACUUCAGACGGUGGUAAUGGUAUUGGUAAUGGUAAUGCUCCCGGUGCCGUCGUCUCAGCCGCUGCUCCUGCGCCGCUGCCUUCAAUAUCCUCCACCAACAAUGUCCCAGCAAUGUUUACUUUUAAUGCAACACCGACGCAAAUGCAGUCUGCGACACCGUUUCAAUUUAGUGCCACCGCCCCCUCGGCCGCCGCCUCUGCCGCGACAAAUAUAUUUGCCUUCAAUUCGACAACGGGAGGCAAUUCCAGUCCAAAUUCUACCCAGAAGGCCAGACGGAUGAUACGCCCAUCGAUGCGUCGUCCCCGGUAGAAAAGACGGAGCAAACGGCUGCUGCUGUAAAUGAUAUGAGCCGACGACAACUACGCCAAAAUAAAAGAGAGGAUGAUGAUUUUAGGCAACACUUGGGGUCGCCACAUUUGAGACUCCCCGAGGAGCGGGUGGGGUCUAGUAUGUGUUUAAGACGACGUCCUCAACGUCUCAGUGAAAGAAAGCAACAAUUACAACAGGAGUUGCAUCAACUGCGACAGCAGCGACGUCAAAAAAUUAACAAAUAUCGCUUUGUGCGAGCAGCAGCAGCAGGAGCUGCUGGAAUAGUAGCAGAAGCACAUACACCAGCACCAGCGAGAAAAUCAGGAAUCCCCUCAAUAGCUGGCGAACGAAAGAGAUUUGUCGGUUUGGGUCAGUUAGUUACUUGUCGGCCAAUACGAAAAAUUAACAAAUAUAAUAAGGAUAAUAACAACGAAGAUAACAACAACAGUAACGGCAGCAGCAGCAACAACAACAACAACACUAUAACCUCGUCUCAGCAACAGCAAAGCAACAGCAAAGCAACAGCAAAUCAUCAACAACAAUUCACCACGUCCUGCGAAGUCGCUAUAAAUUAGUGCGAAACAAAGGAUCAUCGACUGAACAACAACAAUAAAUAACAACAGCAGCAAACAAAAAGAACAACCACAACUGGCGAACUGAAAUAUCAUCAACAUAAACAUAUGUAUAAUAUAUAUAUAUAUAUAUCAAUACAAUUAUCCUAAAUGUAUAUGCCAUAUAAGCACAUGCAUAUACAUAUUACAUUGAUAACUAAAGUCACAUAAGCAAAUCAGAUAAGCAAUUGAUAUAAUAUAUAUAUAUAUAUAUAUAUGUUUAUAUGUACAAGUCCUAAUUUUUGAGAUGGAUUCGUUGUUGUGUGUAUAUAUAUAUAUACUUAGAUAUAUAAUAUAUAUAUAUUUAAAUACAUGUAUGUGUGUGUGUGGCUGUGUGUGAUAAAAAGAUUUAAAGAAACGCGCACGCACACACACACACACACUGAAAGAAAUGAAAAAUAAUCUAUUGUAAAUUUCACAAUUUCAAACAUAUUUUAUAAAUGUUUAUUAUUAUUAUUUUGUGGUCCACUCUUUGUCAACGCCCCCGCCCCGCCUGCACCCUGCCCUUUCUUUAUACAUACAUAUAGAAUAUAUUUAAAAAUCAUUGUAAACGAUAAUUAUGUAAUAAUUAUGUUGUGAAAAACUGUGUAAAGAGACAUUGGUCGAAAAUUGAGAUAAAGAGAAAAAUAAUGAUGAGGAGAAGGAGAACCCAUGAACCGAAAGGAAUAGCGCAAAAGAGAAGAAAGAAAUACUAUAAUAUAUAUAUUGAUAUAAUACUAAUACAUAAUAAUAAUAAUUAUGAUAAUGAAAUGCCACAUUUGUUUUAGGUUAAGAAAUAGUUUUGGAAAGGAGAGGUAAGGAGUGUUAGGGGGCUUAGGAAAAAGAUGGCUAGAUUCGUACAUGAUAAUUAAUGAUUGGUUAUCGUGGGGAGAGGAGAGCAUAAUUGCAUUAAGUCUUAGAAUUUUUGUUAUUCAUUAUAAUUAAUUUUCUCAACUUUUUUUUUGUUUUUGAUCAUACAAAGUAAUAAAUGCAAAAUAAAAAAUAAAACAGAUUCAACUAUUUAGCUGCAUUAAAGAAACCAAGUAACAGUAACACUAAUAGAUAUAGAUCAUCAAAAGCGGGGGUUCUACAAAACUACAGUUAUAAUGAUAGAAAGAGUAUAGUAGCAAAACAGCUACAGAUAAAAUUUUUGCGAAAUUGAUAGGGGAAGGGAGCGAGAUAUUGAAUGGAAAUUGAACCUAUUGUAAAUAAGUAAAUAUAUGCGGUAUAUCUAAAGCAAAAAGAAAAGAGAAAAAAAAUAAACAAAAUGAAAAUGAA